This is a messenger RNA of Elaeis guineensis (African oil palm), 1487 nucleotides long. Its product is annotated as F-box/kelch-repeat protein At3g24760. Gene Ontology annotation, molecular function: protein binding. The record is from RefSeq and is a predicted model, not a curated record. NCBI's taxonomy places the organism in Eukaryota, Viridiplantae, Streptophyta, Magnoliopsida, Arecales, Arecaceae.
AUAUCCGUCUAAGUCCUCCCAUCUUCUCGUCCUCCCCCUCCCCACCAGUCAUCCUCAUCUCCCUCACCAAACGGCCCAAACCCUUAUCCUAACGAUGACGACGGAGAAUAGAACGGCAGGAUGGGCGAGCUUGAGCUGGGACUUGACGGAGCUGAUACUUUCCUACCUUCCCCUCCGCUCGAUCGUCCGGGCCGGCGCCGUCUGCCGUCAGUGGCGGGAGGUGGUAACCGACCCCGCCUUCGCCGCCCGCGCCGCCGCCACAUGCCGGCGAAGGCCUUGGUUCUUCCUCUACGGCCAGAACAACGUCGUCCUCCGCAAGAACCAGGCCUUCGGCUUCGACCCGGAUGCUGGAGAAUGGGUCGCCCUGCCACCCUCCCCGCACCCCUCCGCCGUCGCCCACGUCGACUGCUUCUCCGGCGCCGGCGGCUUCUUCUUCGCCACCACCUCCUCCACCCGCUUCUGCUAUGCGGCCCUCCUCCGCGGCCCCUGGCGCGAGACGUCCCCGCUCCACUUCUCCCGCUGCAACCCCCUCGUCGGCGUCUUCGCAGCCGGCGGCCGGCCGCGGGUCAUCGUCGCCGGCGGUGCGCGUUUCGUGGGGGGGCUCGUCGAUAUCGAGGACCGACUCGCGGUGGAGAUUUACGACACGGCGUCGGAUUCUUGGGAGCUGUGUCCCCCGCUGCCGCCGGACUUCCGGUCCGGGAACUCGUCCCAGUGGCUCUCGGGCGCGCUCCUCGGCGGGCGGCUCUUCUUCGUGUUCGGGAUCUACUCCUGCUCCGUGGCGGCGUUCGAUGUCGGGCGGCGGACAUGGACUGGAGUCCAGACCCUCCGGCCGCCGGGGGUUCUCUUCUCGUUCCUGCUCGCCUGCGGCGACCGCCUUGUCCUCGCCGGCCUCUGCAAUAGCCCCGACGGGCCGACGUGCUUCACGCUGUGGGCAGUGGACCCCGGGACGAUGGACUUCGCGGAGAUCGCCGUGAUGCCGCACGACCUCCUCGCCUCCCUCUUCGACACCGAUGACGACGACACCAAGUUCGCGAGCCUCAAAUGCGUCGGUCUGGACGGCCUCGUCUACGUCUUCAACGAGGACCACCACAAGGCCUACCCGGCCUGCGUCUGUGAGAUCACCACCACCGCCACCACCUCCUCCUCCUCGGCCACCUUGACGGAGAAUCUGACGUGCAGGUGGAGAAAGGUACCGCCUUUGCCGGGGACGGUGAACCGGUUCCACAAGGUGAUAGCUUUCUGCUCCCCGGUUCUACUGCGUUCUGUGCUGGCCGCCGAUGGAGAAGUUCACUAGCUUCUUCUCAUCACUCAAUCACAGGGUGGUGUUCUUCUCCCUUUUUUUUUUUUUUUGGCCUGUCUUUUACUUAUUUACUGUUUACCGCUGUUUUUUUAACCAUGUAGGUGCGUGUGAUAAGUGGAUAAUAUGUGCUGUAUUAUUUGAGAGAAGAGAAGUUGUAAUUCGUUUUGACUUGUUUGCAUCAUGGUUA